This is a messenger RNA of Helianthus annuus (common sunflower), 906 nucleotides long. RefSeq names its product magnetosome-associated protein MamJ-like. The transcript has 2 exons. The record is from RefSeq and is a predicted model, not a curated record. Lineage: Eukaryota; Viridiplantae; Streptophyta; Magnoliopsida; Asterales; Asteraceae. Bases 1 to 906 code for a protein of 301 amino acids.
AUGGUUUCUUCUUCCGACACAGGAGUAUCCGACACAGUGGACCCCAUGGCGAUUGUGUCAGACGAUGAGAUACCAUCAGAGGGAGACGUGUAUAUGUCAGACACCACGAGUAUAGAUGACGACGAUUUUCAGCCUUUCGCUCUGCCAGACAUCGGAGUUGAGGUUCAGCCUGCUGAUGGCAUUCCUGCUGGGGAUCUACCUCUUGCGGUGAUCCCUACUCCCGUUCUGCUUGCAGCUUUCCCCGUGGCGGAUGCGCCACUCGAUGUCGUAUCUGAUGACGACAUUGAUCUGUUCGAGGAGGGUCCCCCUGAGUACGACUAUGAGGGCGGGGCUCCGAUUGAUGUUGAUGUUAUCCUUCCUAUUUCUGAGGCCCCUGUAGAGGAGCCACCUCUUGGUUCACCUGUUCCAGACUCAUUGGAGUCUGUGGCAUCCGCGUCUUUGCAUGACCAGGGUGUGCAGCAUCACUCUCCUGACGCUGACCCCGACGUAGCGAUGUCAGCUGCACCUGGUCCGUCACACGAGUUUGAGUUUGACCAUGAGAUCGAUGACGACUUUGAUCCAGUUUUUCCUUCUGAUUUCAAUCCUGAUCAUAAGAUCAAGUUUAUUCAUAUGGACCAGCCCUUAGAGGCGCCCCCUGUUGUUGCUCCUGAUCCUGCACCCGAGCCCGACCCUGUUCUUGAUGAUGCACCAGCCUUUGCACCACCCAUUGCUGACCUUCCCAUUGUUGCACCACCAGUGGUGGAUGAUCCUAUUGUUGAUGCACCUUUGCCUGAUCCCGUGCCGGUAUUGGUUGACCGUGCACCUUUCGCCACUCACAUAGAUCCUCGUUAUGCUGACACCCGUAACGGGUUGAUCGAGAUGAUGACAACUACCCACCGUUUGUACUACCCGUCACCUCUCCCGUAG